This is a messenger RNA of Podarcis lilfordi (Lilford's wall lizard), 357 nucleotides long. Lineage: Eukaryota; Metazoa; Chordata; Lepidosauria; Squamata; Lacertidae. The record is from the annotation of a GenBank genome assembly.
AUGCAACCCAUUUUCGCUUUGAAUAAAACCAGAUUUCAACUGAUUACCGUAACCACAGAGUUGUUUAGUAGCCUUAAUGCCCUGUUUGCUACCUGUGCUGAUAAUUCUCUUUAUUCAAGUCUGUAUCAUCAGUGCAAGUCCCUUUACAUAACUUUAGAAUGUCUUCCAAGUGGCUUUUGUGUGCCUUCCUUGUCUGUCACUGGUGCUGAUGUGAGAAGUGGGCUCGGUCCACAUCACACCUUGUCACCUGUCACUGUUCAGCACUCGAUUUCUGGAAUCUCUGCAAUCAUUCUUACACCUCAUAAAAAUAAUACAGAUAUUUUUGUUAUACUUAGCUAUCCCUGUUCGCAGUGCUGA